AUAGCUAUUUGGUACCUCUGGAAUCCCGAAAUAGCGUUGCGGUGUAGAUGUAGCCUUAGAGGUUAAUUUCAAAGUGUUAAAUAAUGUUUUAACUGCAUGACUCCCAUUAAAGUUAGAUAGAGGUUAGUGGCCAGUGUGAUCAAUUAGGCUCACAAAAACGCAUCUUCAGUGUCAGGUUUUUUCUCACUUCAUCCAGCAGCCUAGACUGCUCUAGCAUUUGAACUCUGAUUCUAGAGGAGUUUAAGGUUUGCUUCUUUGCAUGUACUACUGCUCCCCACCCCUGUGCUAGAAAUUAAGAGGUAUUUGAGCCUGACAGCUGAACAAAUGUAGAAGGGAGUGGCCAGGUCACAAGAUACUCUCACUUUGUGAUCCAGUGCAUCAACACAGCACAAUUACAGUUCCUCCCAGAGCCCCUGUACACACUAGCCUCCCUCAAAGAGAUGGAAGGGGCAGGGAGGUUUUAAGGCAUGUUCCAAUAUAAUGGAUCUGGACAGGCGCAUAAGAGAACGCACACUAUGCUCUCUGAGGCAUGGUUCCUUGCCUUAAAUAUUUCCAGAGAUGAUUUCUCACUGCUACAUAUGUUGGGUUAUCAGUGAGCUUCCCAAUAGGUUUUACCAUCCUGCCCAAAGGAGGUUACUCAGACUUUCAAAGGAGGUUAGUUCAUGCUUUCUCAGGGACAACCUGCUUCAUCCCUCUGACACCUCAUCUUUUACUAUGUCGAGAAAAAUCCAAAUAAAUUCCUCCCCACUCCAAGCCUGCCACAUGGCUGCAUCAUGAUGCAGUAACCAUAGGGCCGUCCCAACAUAUAGCUAGAUUUUCUUUCCUUUACAGUCACUGCUACACUGUAUACACCUAUUUGUAAAACUGCAGUGUUAGAGGAUUUGGUUUGUUACUGCCGUAAUUUGAGCAUCCAACUCUGCAAUGAUGAAAUCUAUUAGAUUUUUAUUAUAGCCCGGAAUGAUAGGACCUUUGCUUUAGAAAUGCAAAACACGUUGCUGAAGAAAUCUCAGUUUCUUCCCACUUUUCCCCCAACACACACAAUUCAUUUUUAUGCUCUUCCUCUUUGCUCUGUCUGGAAACAAUAGGAUACGUGAUAAGUAAUACUAACAGCUGUUUUGCAGCAUAACAGCUAGCCUGCUUGGGACACAGUACUUUUAACACACAACUGUAGAGUAAGAAGCACCCUAUUAUCCUAACAUUGUUAUUAAUUUUCCAAAUUUAAACCACUGAUUUCAGAUAGGAUUGUGUAGAGUAGUUAUAAUUUAGCAGUGAAUUGACUCAGUCUAUUUUUCAAGUCUCUUGAACAUUGCAGUGCAGUUUCCUAUGUCUCAUUUUAUUUACUAUUUAAUUAUGUAUCUUAUUAAUACACCAGCAACAUCUCUUUUUCUCUGCCAUAUCUUUACUAUCCCAAUCCAUUGUGAGAGCUGCACCUACUCAUGAGGUCGUGCUCAGUCACUAACCCACAAUGCCAAACACCUUAAAAGAGUAGGAAGUGGCUAAGUAGCUCAGAAUCAAAUUUUCCUUCUCCUGGAAAAGUCCCAUUUACUAGCUCCUAGACUGAUAUUCUCCGAGUUACAUGUUUGUUGGGCAAAUGGUGAUAACCAGUGUUUCUGAAUUAACCACAAGAUGUAUUAGUUUGGAGGGUGGCAUCUGUGUGACGUAAUACAUAUAGGUCGUCUGAAUUUGACUGCUCUGUUGAUGCUGAAUGUAACUGGUUCUCUUCUUCUCCUCCUAUUUAACAGAUGCGUUAGCUCUGAAAUGCUAGUGUUCCAGUGCAAUGUCAAGGCUCCAAGGAAUAUUCACCGAUUCCGCAGUAGACAUAGCAGAGACCAGCAGCAAAGGGGUUAAAUGAAAUAUCAGUUAUCCAGACAAAUUCACCAUCACCAUCUGUACUGUUAGGGUUUUUUUCAGCCAUUUCAGCAUAUAAUAAAAGGCUCCAGCUGAGUUUUUAAAAAAGUCAUGAUUCAAAGUAAAGCCAAUGGAGGAUUUUUAAAAUAUGCUUUAAUACUUUUUAAAAAUAUAGUAGCUACAUUUUUAAUAUAUUUUUCACAUUUUGACGUGGAUUAGAUUCUAAACAAUAUCUACUGGCUCCACAAUGUAAUUUCAAUCUCCCUUAAAGGAAAAGCUACUGAUUGUUUAGAAUACAUAAGUUAGCUAAAUAGAGAUCUACCAGUUUUGUGGUGGCACUUCAAUUACGGAUGCAGCUUUGCUGAAACCACAGCACAAUCUAGUUCUCAUCUAAAAUAAUGUAAAAUGUCUACUGAAUUCUACAGGGGUAGCAUCCAGGUUUGCAUAGGUCACAUGUGGUUCUUUGACAGAUUAGGGAGAAAAAUAGCCUCCAGAAAGUCACAGAAUCAUAGGGCCAAAUCCACAGCUGAGCACAAAUUGUCAUACCUCAGUUAAAGCAACUUACAAUAGAUGAGAGUCUGGCCAAUAGGAACAUGAAACAGAUAGGUCAUAUAAAGUGACUUCUUCCGUCCCCCAACAAAUCUGAGAGGGUUUUGUACUGAAAUCAGAGAUUAUUUUUCUCUAUUUGUAGAAUUUUUGUCAGUUUAAUUUUAAAUGUCCUUGAGAUCAGAUUCUAUAAUUUUCCUGAGGAGCGUAUUCCAUUUUAUUCACUAAUAAAUCUCACCAUUGGAACUUGGUUCCUGCUUUUCAACUUAAAUUUCUUCUUUAUUAAUUUCAUGCUAUUACUCCUAUUUAUAUCCCUUUUACUAUUCUAAACAAUUCCUCUAUGACAUUGAUUUUAGGUGGUGUUCAAUCCACUAGGCCAAUGCUGCUCCUGUUGGUCACAAUUCAGAGAGGUAGUUAAGCAUCCCUCCCCAUCAAAAUACUUAUACAUGUGUAAAGUUUAAAAAGUGCCUAACUACUUUGCUGAAGCUGCGCUUUUAUGCCCACCAUUGUUUGUUCAUCCACCAGUAUUGCAAAUAUAUUAUAAAAGCAAUCAGGCUUGACAUACAAAAGUUAUUCUUUUUCAAUUCAUUCUAAUUAUUGCUUACAAUUCUAUUAUCUUCCAGAUGCUUAGGAUGUGAUCUAAUGUGUGUCAUUGAUUUCAGUUGACAUUGGAUCAGGCCAUAAAUCCCCAAUCCAGCAAAGCAUUUAUGAAUGUGCUUAAAUUAAAAUUAAGAGUUUUGUUUGAUUUUAGUAUGUGUUCUCUUAUUUCACUAGGGUUAGAUGUUUCGCAGAAUGGCAAUUACCAAGUGACUUUGUACCGGCUUUUGAAGAUAAUUAGUACAACAUUUACUUUUCUUCUAUAUUAGUUUGUGUCCCUAGUUAUCCGCGAAUUUACCAAUCACGCCGUAAAUGCAUUUGCUAAUUCUAUUUAGAAUGCUGGGUGCUUUUAAAACCCACUGGCCUAUGCGUUCUUAAAUGUUCGAAGCUGCCUGCUUUUCCUGCUCUUUAUUAAUGGAGACAAAGCAAGAAAGGCAAUAGCUUUUAUUUCUGCUGUUUACGAGAAGUGCUCGGUGGAGCUCUAACACUCGUCUCUUUCACCAACAGGAGACUUUGUCCAAUUACUGCAUUCACCUUGUCUUUUUCAUAUCCUGGGACCCACAUGGCUACAACACUGCAAGCAGCUUUCAUCGUAGCUACUUUUUACCACUUGCCUCAUUACCUAACUACCCAACUUUUUUGUCCAUUAGAGACACUUUUUUUAAAGCUCCAUUCUGAUAUGGAUCGAGGAGAUGGAUCAAUCAAAUACAUUCUCUCAGGAGAAGGAGCUGGCAUUGUAUUUACGAUUGAUGAUACUACUGGGGAUAUUCAUGCCAUUCAGAGAUUGGACCGAGAGGAAAGGUCCCAAUAUACCCUGAGGGCUCAGGCCCUGGACAGACGGACAGGCAGGCCAAUGGAACCAGAAUCAGAGUUUAUCAUCAAAAUCCAAGACAUCAAUGACAAUGAACCCAAGUUCCUGGAUGGACCUUAUGUAGCCUCCGUUCCAGAAAUGUCACCAGUAGGCACCUCUGUUAUCCAGGUGACUGCAACAGAUGCUGAUGAUCCAACUUACGGGAACAGUGCCAGAGUAGUCUACAGUAUUCUCCAGGGGCAACCAUAUUUCUCUGUGGAUUCCAGAACAGGCUUAAUUAGGACAGCUCUAAUGAACAUGGACAGAGAAGCAAAAGAUUAUUAUGAAGUUAUUAUCCAGGCCAAGGAUAUGGGUGGACAGCUGGGAGGGUUAGCUGGGACAACCACAGUCAACAUCACCCUCUCUGAUGUCAAUGACAAUCCACCCAGAUUUCCACAGAAACAUUAUCAGAUGAGUGUGCUGGAGUCCGCUCCAGUCAGCUCCACAGUGGGUCGUAUUGUUGCUAAAGACCUGGAUGAAGGCAUUAAUGCUGAAAUGAAAUACAGUUUUGUGGAUGGAGAUGGACUGGAUGUCUUUGACAUUAGCACUGAUCCUAAUUACCAAGUUGGCAUAAUAACUGUGAGAAAGCCCUUAAGUUUUGAGAGCAAGAAAAGCUACACUUUAAAAGUAGAGGGCACCAAUCCCCACCUGGAAAUGCGUUUCCUGAACCUGGGCCCCUUCCGAGACACCACAACUGUGCACAUCAGUGUGGAGGAUGUGGAUGAGCCACCAGUAUUUGAGCCUAGCUUCUACUUUGUGGAAGUGCCUGAAGAUGUGGAGAUUGGAACCACCAUACAAAUUAUUUCUGCCAGGGAUCCUGAUGUGAUCAACAACUCAAUCAGAUAUUCAAUUGAUAGAAGCAGUGAUCCUGGGAGGUUCUUUUAUGUCGACAUUGCAACAGGAGCUCUGAUGACUGCAAGACCUCUUGACCGGGAAGACAUUUCUUGGCACAAUAUUACUGUGCUGGCUAUGGAGUUGAACAAUCCCUCACAGAUUGGCAGUGUAUCAGUCACAAUAAAAGUCCUGGAUGUGAAUGAUAAUGCUCCUCAGUUUUCCAAGUUCUAUGAAGCUUUUAUGUGUGAAAAUGCAAAAGCUGGACAGCUGAUUCAGACAGUGAGUGCAGUAGACCAGGAUGAUCCACAGGAGGGUCAGCACUUCUACUACAGCCUGGCUCCUGAGGCAGCUAACAACCCCAACUUCACUCUAAGGGACAAUCAAGACAACACUGCCUGGAUUUUAACUAGGAGAUCUGGCUUCCGACAGCACGAGCAGAACACCUUUUACCUCCCCAUCCUGAUCUCCGAUAAUGGGCACCCCAUGCUGAGCAGUACUGGCACCCUCACCGUGCAUGUGUGCAGCUGUGAUGGCGACGGUGUGGUGGCGUCUUGCAAUGCAGAAGCCUAUAUACUCCCAGUCAGCCUGAGCAGAGGAGCACUCAUUGCAAUUCUAGCCUGCAUCUUUGUCUUGUUAGUGCUCGUACUGCUCAUCUUAUCCAUGAGGCGGCACAGGAAGCAGCCCUACAUCAUUGAUGAAGAGGAGAACAUCCAUGAAAAUAUCGUCAGAUACGAUGAUGAAGGGGGCGGGGAGGAGGACACCGAGGCCUUUGACAUUGCUGCCAUGUGGAACCCCCGAGAGGCUCAGGCAGUGGUGAAAAGCAGACAGGACAUGCUGCCAGAAAUUGAGAGCCUCUCCAGAUACGUGCCUCAGACGUGUAUAACAGACAACAACGUUCACAACUAUGUGCUGGCCAAGCUAUAUGAAGCUGAUAUGGACCUCUGGGCUCCUCCUUUUGACUCCCUGCAAACAUACAUGUUUGAAGGGAAUGGCUCAGUGGCAGAGUCACUCAGUUCAUUACAGUCUGUCACUACAGACUCAGACCAGAGCUAUGACUACCUGACAGAAUGGGGACCUCGCUUUAAAAAGCUGGCCGAGAUGUAUGGUGUCACAGAAGGCAACGGGGCUUUGUGGUAACAAAUGAGGAGCAGAGUGUUUUCUACAUGAUACAGACAUCUGAAUCUAGAUCCAUUCUCAUUGGAAGCUUGUAUGGACAUAGGCUGAGACCUCCUAAAAUAGCAGUAUGGUGCUUGAGUGAAAGGGGUGCAAACUAAGCUCUCUCUGGAUCAGCUUUACUCAGUUAAAUUAAGUUACAUUUUUAAAGAAAGAAGAAAAAGAGGAAAAGUAUUUCCUGAUUUUGAUAGCUAUAUUUGAAACUGUCAUUCCUGGAAUAUUAUAAUAGUCUCUCUCUCUCUCUCUCUCAAACAUGGCAGCUUACUGAGUUGUUUGGAUAUGAAGAUCCUUAGGUUCAAUAGUAAUAUUCAGCUCACAGGGAAAUUGUCAGUAAAAGAGGAUCCUCAAUUGGUUAUUUUUCCCCAUUUAAAAAAAAUUGCUUGCAUACAAAACGAAGAAAACAAAAAAGCAGAAAACCGAAACUGGAAUUUUAUGGAGUGUUCUUUAUAAAAAUCAGCCUUCUUUCUUUAUUGCUAAACGUUCCUUUAAUCAUUGGAAAACAAGCUUGACUUUUCCCAUGUUGCUCAGAGGGGAGGGCUUGGAAAGAUCUUUGGAUUGGUGCUCUAGUUUAAUGGCUGAUAAAUGAGUCAUUGAGGUUAAUACUAAUCUGCCCCCGUCAAGUUAGUGUAAAUUUAUUCUCCUCUCAACUCUUUAAAAUUUUGGCACCGCUGAACUGCUCAGAACAAAACCAGAAAAUCUGCCUCUUUUGCACUGUAGAUGUCUUUUCCAUGUGCCAAAUGUGGUUAGAUGCUAGCAAUGAAAGCCAAAUUAAAAAAAAAAAAAAAAAAAAAAAA
Pelodiscus sinensis (Chinese soft-shelled turtle) is the source of this 6642-nucleotide messenger RNA. The record is from RefSeq and is a predicted model, not a curated record. NCBI's taxonomy places the organism in Eukaryota, Metazoa, Chordata, Testudines, Trionychidae.